Messenger RNA from Aspergillus heteromorphus CBS 117.55, 1266 nucleotides. Its product is annotated as serine/threonine-protein phosphatase 2A activator. The coding region runs from base 1 to 1266 and encodes 421 amino acids. Lineage: Eukaryota; Fungi; Ascomycota; Eurotiomycetes; Eurotiales; Aspergillaceae. Gene Ontology annotation, biological process: mitotic spindle organization. The record is from RefSeq and is a predicted model, not a curated record. Gene Ontology annotation, cellular component: nucleus; cytoplasm; protein phosphatase type 2A complex. The transcript has a single exon. Gene Ontology annotation, molecular function: peptidyl-prolyl cis-trans isomerase activity; protein tyrosine phosphatase activator activity.
AUGGCUUCACAAAUCGCGGCGCCUAGUCUGGCGCCGAAACCGAAAAUCGACCUGUCCAAAAAGCUUUCAGAACUCCGAGCUAGCAGAGGCAAACCUCACACAGGCUCCUCCAGAGAACCUGCACCCGUCACCCCGCCUCUCCCCAGUCCUCCAGAUCUCUCCUCCCACCAAUAUUCCCGACCAGUGCGUCGUAUAUUAUCACAGCAAGACCACGAGCUCUUCCUCUCCUCAUCGACAUACACGUUAAUUCUCGGCUUCAUCUUCGGCCUCACCGAUUCCGUGCGCGGAUGGGCAACCACAGAUGUCGGCACUCCGUCCCCCACGAUCUCCAAGAUCCAGUCUGUUGUGCACAAACUCCGGUCCCUCCUCGACCAACAUCCUUCUCUCGACCAAGGUGGCUCGCGGUUCGGUAACCCGGCGUUUCGUGACCUAUUCGAUGACGUGGCGGCACAGAGCGCGGCAUGGCACAGGGACAUACUUGGAUUCACAGAUGAAGCCCUCAUCGAGGAAGCUUCGACGUACCUGAUCCACUCCCUCGGAUCGCGUGACCGGCUCGACUACGGCUCCGGUCACGAACUGAACUUCACGAUGUGGCUGCUGUGUCUGCGUCAGGUGCACAUGUUCUCGACCGUGGACUUCCCUGCGGUCGUCUUCCACGUCUACGUCGGCUACAUGCACCUUAUGCGCGACAUCCAGACCACCUACUACCUCGAACCCGCGGGCUCGCACGGAGUCUGGGGCCUUGACGACUACCAUUUCCUCCCGUUUCUGUUCGGCGCCUCACAGCUGGUGGCACACCCCUACAUCACGCCGCUGUCGAUCCAUAACAUGGCGGUAUUGGAGGAAGAAGGGGACAAGUUCAUCUAUCUGGACCAGGUGCGGUGGGUGGACAGCGUGAAGACGGUCAAGGGACUGCGGUGGCACAGUCCAAUGCUGGACGAUAUCUCGGGGGCCAAGAACUGGAGCAAGAUCGAGGGGGGAAUGAAGAAGAUGUUCGUCAAGGAGGUCCUGGGCAAGCUGCCCAUCAUGCAGCAUUUUCUGUUUGGGAGCUUGCUGCCGGCGGCCCCCGGGAUGAGGGAAAUCACGGACGACAUGGAAGACGAACACGACCACGAGCAUGACCAUGGGAAUGCCCACGACCACAGCAGCCACACAGACUACUUUGGGGAUUGCUGCGGGAUCAAGGUGCCGAGUACCAUCGCCGCGGGAGCUGAAAUGCGAAAGCGCGGCGGAGGAUCAGGGCUCCGCCCGAUUCCUUUUGAUUAA